Suncus etruscus (white-toothed pygmy shrew) is the source of this 3140-nucleotide messenger RNA. RefSeq names its product KIAA2012 ortholog. Lineage: Eukaryota; Metazoa; Chordata; Mammalia; Eulipotyphla; Soricidae. The transcript is spliced from 19 exons. The coding region runs from base 1 to 3021 and encodes 1006 amino acids. The record is from RefSeq and is a predicted model, not a curated record.
AUGUUCACACUCUCGCUUCUUAGCCGGGGACAUGGGAAGUUGGUCCAGAACAAACAGAGACUGGAAGUCUAUUUUGAACCAGAGGAUUACUUGAACUGGAAGUCCCCGGAAGACUAUGUUCUGGUUCGACGAGCCCAGGAUGAAGGCAGCGGCUCCCAAAACACUUGGAGCCUCUUUCUCCCUAAAACCUUCAGCACCAGAAAGGGUGCCCUCAUCCUCUACUCUGAAGGGUUUGCCCUAUCAGCCUGGACACCAGAAGGGAGAAGAAGAGGCUCUUUCUACCACAGAGGAUACAGGAAAAGGCUAAACACACUCCAGGACCUCAAAGAAGCCAUCUUGGCUUAUGGAAGGAGACAGAGGGAGCAGGAGAGAGGCUGGCAACCCUACCUCCGCUUCCGGAGCCAACCCGAGAGCCAGGCCCUGCGACACAUCCAACCUGGGUAUUCGGCCAAGAGAUACCUGCGUGGCCUCUUGAGGACAUGGCCCCCUGGCAGUGUGUACAGGCUCCACUAUGCAGGAUACAUCAAGGAUUCUGUGCUUCUCCAGGGCAGUCAACUCAAUGAACCAAAGAAUCUCAGACCACAACAGGAUCUUUCCAGUGCACCUCGCAAUUACCAUCUCUUGCCUAUCUUCCCUCCAUUUUGGAUUCAACAAAGAAAAUCCUUUGAACCAGGUCAGCAGGGCCAGGACGAAGGGGAAGCUGAGGCUGAUGGACUCGUGGACCAGGACUUUGUCCCCCAGAACCACCAUAAUCAGAGGACUCACUUGCCACCACUCAGGAAACAGCACUGGCAGGAAGAUGAGACCCAGGCAAAGGGCAUGUCCACAGAGAAUCACCGUCACAGACAUACCUCGGAGGGCAGUUGCCAUGAGGAAGUACCACAUAUUCCCAGCAGGGCCUUCAGGAAGGCCUCCAUGCAUCCCUUCUGGCUUCUGAGUGACCAAUCUCAGGUCACAUUCUACGGAGGAGCCUUCCCCAAGCGGAAGGCAGGCCCCAGUGGCCAGCAAAGGAUUCGCCACCUCCACCAGAAUUGGAGCCCACAACUAAAGGAGCCACAAGAGGAAACCAAUCAGAGAUGCCUUUUCCCUCCUGUCACUCCGGCUCCAAGCUGGGAGAAAAACAUACUGAAAGAAGUUAAGAAAAAACAGGCACCAAACACUGUGAAAUUGCCUCCUAUCUCCAAAGAAGUACCUCGAGUUCUGGCCCCCCUUAGGAGACAACGCAAAGUCCAUGAUCCCCCUGCAGAGCUCUUCAUUUUCCCAGUGGAGAUUCAUUUUCCCACCCAACAUUGCUCCAAAGGGAAAACUCACAGAAGAGCAAACACUGAACCCAGAACUGAUCUGCAUGUGAAUCUUAAUGAAACCUCACUUUGGGCACCAAAGGCAGAGAAGCAGAGCACCCAGCAGUCGUUGGAGGCAGCAGCUCUGGAAACAGGAGCACCUCGAAGUUGGAUAAAUAACGGGAUGAUGUGUUCAAGCAGGAAAGAAUCUCACACACGCACUCUGCACAUCGACAUGACGCCGUUCCUGAAGGACAGUGGAGAUGAACUGGAUGGUCAUGAAGAACCAGGAGGAUCUCUCCACGAAAAUUAUCCAGAUGCCAAAGACCCAGACUCAAGAACAACCACGGUGCCUCUCAGUGUUUCCCCCAGCGAGUACUCGCAGGGCCACAAGGCAGACCCUAUCCUGAUGGAAGGACUCCCAGGACCUGGGUCUAAGUCCUCGGGGAGGCUAGAUCCCAAAGGUACAUCUGUUCUUCCCAGAAGAGAAGAGGCAGCUCAGCCAAGGUUACCCAACCAGCACCCACCCACCAAAACGGGUUACGGGAUGGACUUGAUGGACAAAGCUAAGAAAAAGAAAAGAACCAAGACACACAAGUCCAAAGCAUUGAAAGGCAAAAGGAGAGGACCACUCCAUCAGGAGACAGAAGCUGCUGUGGGAAAGUCAAAGAACACAAAGGCUGAAAAGAAAUCACAGCCAGUUCCCAAAGGGAAAAAACAGGGAGCCCAAAGCAAACGGGCAAGGAAGCAAAGGAGUCCAGAGACCACGGACUGGGAUAUGGGACGAGAUGAGGUUCCUGAGACCACAUCCAGAGAACAUGAUGAGGAGCUGGGCAGCACCUCCAAGGGGAGCCCUUGCCCCCUGGGAUCUGCAGAAGGGGAGGCCUGGCUAUCUCCCACUGAAGGGGCUCCCCGAAGCCAAGAGUCUGGAGAGGGGAACAUGGUGCCCAGCCAGCCCCUCAGUGCCGCUGCAAGUGUGGCAUCCACCGAAGAGGAGAGUCCCGAGGACCAUGCCAAGGCCCUACUGGCUAAGAGGGAGCACCAGGACAGACUGAGGGUCAAGAGAGCUGAGCAGAGGCGGCAGGAGGUGGAAAGGCGGCGGAGGGCACAGGAGGAGGAGCGGCGUCUGCAGCAGGAGCAGCUGGAGCGUGCUGCAAUGAUGGAAGCAGAGCUGGAGUUGGAGCAGCAGCGGCGGGCUGAGGAGAUACGCUUGCGGCGGCAGAGGCGAGAGGAGGAGCAGCGGCGGCGGGAGGAGGAAGAGAGGAGGCAGAGGCUGCAGGUGCAGGUGGCGCAGGAGCGAGCCCGGCAGCAACAGGAGGAGAUUCGCAGGAAGCUGCAGGAGCUGCAGAGGAAAAGGCAGCAGGAGGAAGAGGCGCACGCUGAGGAAGAGAAACGACGACAGAAGGAGCUGGAAAUGCAGUUAGCAGAGGAACAGAAACGCCUGAUGGAAAUGGCUGAAGAAGAGCGACUGGAGUAUCUGCGGCAGAAACGGGAAGCAGAAGAGAAGGCGCGGCUGGAAGAAGAAGAGAGGAGGCGGGAGGAGGAGGAAGCGUCAAGGCUGGCUCUGGAAGAGGCCAUGAGACGGGCCCAGGAAGAAGCCAGGCAAAAAUCUGCUUUGAAGAAGCAUCUUCAUUUCCACCAAGAAUUCCUUAAGGAAGCCAGAGGUCUGCAAUGGACACACAACAUUUCCAGGCCGUGGGUCUACUCUUAUUUCCAGUUCCUACAAAUACCCAGACCUUAAAGCUUGGAGAAAACUGCAAAGUAAGUUGGGCCUAGAACUUCCUUCCCUCAUUUCACACUGGGUGAGCCCAGUGUUCAGCCAAGUUCAUCUGGUUCAGCUCAACCCACACCUGCCUUCAC